UUGUAUCAGAUGUACAGGGACCAACGAUUAAUUUAGCAAGAUUUAUUGCCAAAAUUCUAACAGACGCUUAUGAUACAAACAAUGAGUUCUAUGUAAAGGACACAUUUGAAAUAGCACAAAUGUUGAAUAAUUUUAAAUUACCACCAAAUUACAUACUUGUCUCUCUAGAUGUAGUGAAUCUUUUUGGAAAUAUAACUGAAGAUUUAGUCUAUGAGGCUGUGAAAGAGAGAUGGGACAACAUAGAACAACAUUGCAGCAUCCAAAAAGAAAAAUUUAUGAACAUAAUAGAAUUCCUGUUAAAAAAUGGGUAUUUUGUGUUUGAGGGUAGAUAUUUUAUACAAACGUUGGGUUGCAGCAUGGGAUCAAAACUAAGUCCAAUACUGUCCCUUUAUGUUAUGGAUUAUUUGAUAAGAAAAUGCAUACCAAAACUAAUUUUCAAACCACCAUUCCUUAAAAAAUUCGUAGAUGAUGUGAUAACAGCUAUACCCAAUACAGAAAAAGAAAAUGUCCUCACAAUAUUCAACGGUUUCAAUGAACACAUACAAUUCACCAUGGAAGAAGAAGAUGAAAAACAGUCCAUACCAUUUUUAGAUACGAGAGUGUACAGGUGUGAUGACAUUAUAAAGUUGGACUGGUAUACAAAGUCGAUCUCAUCUGACAGAUGUAUCCACUAUCUAUCUGAUCAUACUACCCAGAUCAAAAUAAAUUUCAUAAAAGAAAAAAUAAGGAGAAUUAAAAAAAUUUGCCACCCAGACUUCGUGUCGAAAAGCAUAAAAAAGUUACAAAACAUACUACUAGAAAAUUCUUACCCACCACACAUGAUAAAAAAACUAUUGUUUUCCAGUGAAAAUCAAAUGACGGAAAACAUAACAGAGAAUUCGAUAAGUGAACAAGAAGAUCACGAAAGAGAAACCAUUAGAUACUGCUCAAUACCAAACAUUAGGACACUAACAACAAAAAUAAAAAAAUGCUUUAACAACAGAUAUAACAUCAGAGUAAUCACAAAAAACCAAAAAACAGUAGCCAACCUCUACUCCAGACUUAAAUACCCUAUACCAAAAAACUUGAGAACAAAUGUGAUAUACCAGAUUAAAUGCAUGGACUGCGACAAUACAUAUGUAGGACAAACAUCCCAAUUGAUAAAAAAUAGAAUUACACUACACAGAAGUGAUAUUAGACUAAACAACCGGAGAUGUGCGUUGUCGAUACAUGCAAAUGAGAAAGAUCACAAGAUAAAUCUAGAAGAUGUGGAAAUUUUAGAUAGCGAGAGAAAUUAUAAAAAGAGAACAGUGCUUGAAAUGAUACAUAUAAGAGACCAACCCAAUCCAAUCAAUAAGAAAACUGAUACUUCAAAUCUCAGUAAUAUCUAUACAUAUCUUUUGUCUCUGAAGAAGGAACCAUUGUACAAUAGCCCAGUAGAAGAAAGAAGAAGAACAGAACUUUCUGGACACCCCUGACUUUUUGACAUUUGUCGUCUGUCGUUCACUUUUAGACAUGAUUUUCCGUUUUCCCAAAGAAUGUUGAGUGUGUACUUUGAGUUUAAAUUUGUAUAUUGUUUAAUGAUUACUUUCGAACAAAUUGUACUUAGUAGAGAAAAGAGAACAUACAAACAGGAUUUUACAAUACAUGAAUGAACUUUCUCAAAAUUCAGAACCCUGAGGAAGGUGCAAAUUAGAUACCGAAAGCUUGGCGAAUGAAUAAAGAGAAUUAAAUAAACAACUUUCAUAUUG
Molecule: messenger RNA, 1730 nt
Organism: Coccinella septempunctata (seven-spotted ladybird)
Lineage: Eukaryota; Metazoa; Arthropoda; Insecta; Coleoptera; Coccinellidae
Exons: 2
Coding region: 120-1457 (445 amino acids)
Source: RefSeq, a predicted model, not a curated record